GUAAGAUAUUGUAACUCUGGUGAUUUCAUCCAUUCGUGAUAUCUAAAAAUAUAUUAAAGUUUUCAAUAUUGUUAAAUAUACAAAAUAGUCAAUUUUUGUGUCAAAUAUGGUUUUGUGCAUUAAAAAUGGUGGAAUUAAAAUAAUUGAAAUGUUAGAUGAGAUUUAAAUGUUUUAAAGAUUUAAUCUAAUACCUCGUAACGUGUUUUUCCUUAUAUGGAACUAGAAUCACAUUUUGACCGAUAAUACGAGUGGACUUAUUCUUUUUCAUUAUGUUUAUGAGAUUUCUAGGAAAGUCUUAAAUUCAUUCCAAAACGGCGAUGGAGAAGAGGUUAUCUUGUCAACGUUCAUCGAUGCUCUGCCAUAUUGAAUUUGUCGGGGGAAAAAUGGCUUAUAAUUUCCCUGGAGUGCCAACAGCGGCUAUGUCGCCAAUGGGUAUGGGUCCGAUGGGACCAUUAGGACCAAUCACCGGACCUCAAAGUUUCAUGGAACUUACUGGUCAAGGAUUUCCUCCUUUGCCACCACCUAUACCUCUUCCCGGAAUGAAUGACUCGCCAUUAGAAUUCAGUACAAAUAAAAACCAGCCCCCUGUUGUACGCGAAAGUUCAGAAGAUACCAAUGACAGACGAAGUGACAAGAAUGAUAGCAGACGAGAACGAGAUAGUCGUGAUAGUAGGGAAAAUAGAGACAACAGCAGAAGGUCAAGAGGUGAUCGUAAUGAGCGAAGAGAAAGAGAUCGAGAUAGAAGAGAAGAACGAAAUGAAAGAGAUCGAAGAGAGGAUAGAAGAGUAGAAGAUAGAAGCAAUAAUAUAAGUUCUACGAGUAAUAACAAUAAUCAUAGCAAUUCAAAUAAUUCUGAUAUACAAUCUAAUACAGCAAGCAGCACACCUAGUUUAGGACCGCAAAUGGAACCAGCUACAGGAGUUUGGGGAAUGGGUGUUGGAUAUCCAAUGAUGGGAAUGGGACCAAUGGGACCAAUGGGUCCUAUGAUGGGUGAAAUGACAUUAGGUCCACAUAUGGGUCACACUCAUGGUUAUGGACCCAUGAGUAUGGGAAUAAUGCCGCAUGAGAGUGGUAUGAUAGGUGCUCCAAUAUUAGGACCUGAACAAAUCAUGACAGAUACAGCAGCUCAAAUAAUGACUGGUGCAUUGCCACCACCAUCUGCUCCUCCGCAAGGUACCAAAGAUAUUAUACACUGCAAAAGUUGUACAUUGCUUCCGCCAAAUCCAAAUGCACCACCACCGACUACAAGAGAAAGACCUCCAGGAUGUAGAACAAUUUUUGUUGGAGGUUUGCCAGAAAACAUGACAGAAACAAUUAUUCAAGAAAUAUUUGAACGAUGUGGAGAAAUAACUACUUUACGUUUAUCCAAGAAGAAUUUCUGUCAUAUACGUUUUGUUUUGGAAGCUAGUGUUGAUGCUGCUAUUUAUUUGUCUGGUUAUAGAGUAAGAAUAGGUUCCAAUGGAGAUUCCGCAAAUACCGGAAGACUUCAUGUCGAUUUUGCACAAGCAAGAGAUGAUCAAUACGAAUGGGAAUGUAGGCAACGACAAUUACAACGAGAACAACGUCAUCGAGAAAGAGUAGAGAAGGAACGUCAGCGUCCACCAUCAAGCCCACCACCUGUUGUCCAUUAUACAGAUCAUGAAGCAUCAAAUAUAUGUGAGAAAAUCAAGCAGGAUGAUACUUUUAUGAAAGCUGUACAAGUCGUUGUAACAUGGCUCGAGCGUGGAGAUUGUACAAAGCGCAAUGCCAAUACCUUUUACUCUAUGAUACAAUCAACAAAUUCUCACGUCCGCCGAUUGCUCACGGAAAAGGCUGCGUAUGAAGAAGAAUUGCAAAAAGCAAAGGAGGUCAUGAAAGGCAGAAUGCAAGGAUUGCUCAUACAAUUCAGUCAGAUCGAACGUGUCUUUACUGCGGCUAGCCACAAGAAGGUGUGGGAUCAUUUCACUAAGGCUCAACGGAAGAACAUCGAAAUGUGGAAGAAACAAUCUUCGGAAAUUAAAGCAGUUCAAUUAGAAGAAACUCUUAUGGAAGGGGAAGGUGAAAUGGAUGUCUCAGAUUGUGAAGAGGAACCGCAAAGGAAAAAAACACGUAUUCAAACUGAUAAUAUUGAUGAUAGUGAAAAAAUGCAAUCUUUGAAAGAAGAAAAUGAUAGUUUAAGAUGUCAACUAGAAGCAUAUAAAAAUGAGGUUGAUUUAUUGAAGUCAGAGACAAAGUCAGAUAUUGAUGCAAAAGAUAAACAAAUGAAAAUGUUGCAACAAACAUUAAAAGGUAUGCAAGAACAGCUAUUACAAUCUAGAAAGCAACAAGCACAAGAUGAUCAGAAAAUAAAAGAUUUAACUGUCAAACUUAAUGCCACUAAAAGAGAAGAACCUCGGGAAAGUGAAAUAAUAACUCUUGAUAAAGAUGAUGAUAUUAGUGAAGAACCUCGUACACCCAAACAAUUAAUUUUGGCAUCUAAUUUUGUACAAGUUACACAAAAAGAUGCCAAACUUAUAGGUUUGAUAGCCACAUUUUUACAUAUACACCCAUUUGGCGCAAGUGUGGAUUACUUAUGGUCAUAUUUACAAAAAUUAGAACCAGGAAUCAAACCAAAUGAAGUGGAAGUUUUAAUGCAAAGAUUCCCACAAGUUUUCAAACAAGAAUUAUUUGGCAUUGGAGCAAAUAUGGAAAGGCGAUGGCAAUUUUCAGGUUUUAGUGUUUAUCGAAGUCAUUAGAUAUUGAAAAUUUCUUUUGAUUUUUGGAUUAUUAUGAUGAUAAUAUCUAACUCCACGUAAUAUACAGUUAUUAUUAUUGUAUAUAAAUUUUAAUUUUUUUUCACAAUUUCAACAGUCUUUCACAACUGAAAUUUAUAGUUAAUGUCUAUAUGAUGUUUGAAAAAUGCAACAUAUUAUUAUGAAACACAUAAUAAAAGUGUAGUAUGUCAUUAAUCAGUAGGAAAAAAAAAAUUACAUUUAUUAGUGUGAUUUGAUACUAUAUCAAAGUUCUAUGGAUUUAUGAUAUUAUAAUAUUUGUAUAACGUAUAAUUUGUUUCCCUAUUUUUUUGUUUCAAAUUUUAAUUAUACAUUGUUAAUUGUCCCCAGUAUCCAAAGAUAAUUUUAUAAUUAUCAAAAUAACAUUACUCUAACACAGUACGUUUAUAAUAAGGAAUGCGUGUAUGUGUCACGUGUGUGUGUAUGUAGUUGUAUAUAUUUAUAUGAAUUCUUAUGUUCCCGUGAAUGUAAGUAAAUAAUUUGUAUUACAAAAUAUAACAAAUGUUAUGAGAUUAUUCAAGUCUAAUAUAGAUUUUUUAUAUCAAAUAUGAUUAUUUAUAUCUGGAUAAGAAUCUAAAUAAAAAAAAAAA
This is a messenger RNA of Vespa mandarinia (Asian giant hornet), 3340 nucleotides long. RefSeq names its product ecto-NOX disulfide-thiol exchanger 2. Gene Ontology annotation, cellular component: plasma membrane; external side of plasma membrane. The record is from RefSeq and is a predicted model, not a curated record. Gene Ontology annotation, biological process: ultradian rhythm. NCBI's taxonomy places the organism in Eukaryota, Metazoa, Arthropoda, Insecta, Hymenoptera, Vespidae. Gene Ontology annotation, molecular function: RNA binding; oxidoreductase activity.